Messenger RNA from Dictyostelium discoideum AX4, 315 nucleotides. RefSeq lists its product as hypothetical. The record is from RefSeq and is a predicted model, not a curated record. The coding region runs from base 1 to 315 and encodes 104 amino acids. Lineage: Eukaryota; Evosea; Eumycetozoa; Dictyosteliales; Dictyosteliaceae. The transcript has 2 exons.
AUGUUUAACAGACUGUUAUAUCUAUAUUUUUUAUUAGCUUUAUAUUUUAACCAUAUCCAUUGCCUGGAAAAAUAUGCGUCGAAAUUUUACAGACCACCAACAGCAGUACACAGACAAACUGGUUACCCAUGGGUUUGUACAAGAUAUUUGGAUGAUACUAAAGAAGUGGUACAAAAAGAAUGCAAACACCCGGUUUGCGCCAUUUUUUUUUUUUUUUUUUUUUUUUUUUUUUUUUUUUUUUUUUUUUUUUUUUUUUCAAUUAUUUUUUUCAAUUUUUUUUUUUAUCGAUUGUUUCAUUUUUGGGGAAUAAAAUAA